Molecule: messenger RNA, 433 nt
Organism: Ornithodoros turicata
Lineage: Eukaryota; Metazoa; Arthropoda; Arachnida; Ixodida; Argasidae
Exons: 4
Coding region: 87-401 (104 amino acids)
Source: RefSeq, a predicted model, not a curated record
CAACCAAGGAAACCCACAUUCUCACGAAGAGCGAGCGCCGUGACAGCACAGACAUCAUUAUUCCAUCUGCGCUAGCCCAGGAAACAAUGUCGCCUGUGAGUACUGCCUUAGGAGUAGGUCUUUGCAUCAUAGUGGCGGUCACAUUCGUCACUGGAUGCGAUGACAUGGGCUUCUACAGAGAUGCUCGUCGAUGCAAGCAGAAGCUCGAUGAGAACUUAAAGCAAUCGGAGCACACACUAAGUUGCUGUCCCUACUACAGGCUACAGCAGUGCCUUCACAUGGCGUCGCGGUACAGUGACUGCCCUCAAACAUUCGCAAUGAGCCAGAUGACGAAAUACAGAGAAGAAACUGGCUUGCAAAGACAUCACUGCAACGGCGGCAGAGAGCUUUGUGCAAAUUAAUAAAUACCCUGCCAGGGUUACGCACACUACAG